AGUUCUGUUUGCAGAAACAUUUGAUAGAAUUAAUCUCUCACAAGUCACGAUGGCAUUGACUCCAAAAAUUGUUAAGUUAAACCAAGUAGAUUUCAACUCUGCCCUUGCUCCUGAAAAAUGGAGCAUUAUCCAGGAAAACACUUUGGCUUCUACUUCCUUAAAUCACUUAACCAAUCUACCUGAUCAACACUUCUCCAACUCUAAAGUACUUUCGCAGGAUGAUAUUUGCGUUAAGCAUCAUGGGGAAAGGUUGAGGGCAUUUAAGCAAACUCUAGCCAAAACGAGUUGUGAAGAUGCCGUUGAGGGUUUAGUCAUGAUUGAUGCUAUCCAACGCCUUGGCAUUGAAUAUAAUUUCCAGGAGGAAAUUGAUGCAAUUUUGAAAAGACAAUAUUUGAUACCUACCACUAAUGACUAUGAUCUUCAUGAGACUGCCCUUCGCUUUCGACUCUUGAGACAAGAGGGUUACCAUGUCCUCCCAGGAGUAUUUAACAACUUUAAAGACGAGGGAAAAUUCAAGAAGGAGCUGACAGAUGACAUCAAAGGACUAAUGGGUUUAUAUGAGGCUUCGCAGCUGAGCAUAGUAGGAGAAGAUAUACUCGAUGAAGCUGCAGACUAUAGUCACAGGCUUCUAAAUUCAUCCACGACACAUCUUGACGAUACUCAAGCCAGAAUAGUAAAGAAUACACUCCAAUACCCACAUCACAAAAGCUUGAGCAGGUUCAUGGCCAAAAGCUUCAUUAGAGAUUUUCAGAGGCCAAAUGGGUGGAUGAAUGAACUACAGGAACUAGCGAAGAUUGAUAUGAAGAUGGUCCAGUCUCAACACCAGCAAGAAAUUCUUAAAAUAUCAAGGUGGUGGAAAGAAGUGGGUUUGUCUAAAGAACUAAAGUUCGCAAGAAACCAGCCACUAAAAUGGUAUAUGUGCUCCAUGGAGACCCUUGCAGAUCCAAGCUUAUCAGAGCAGAGAGUAGACCUCACAAAACCCAUCUCUUUUAUUUUUUUAAUAGAUGACAUCUUCGACGUUUAUGGGACUCUAGAUGAACUUAUAUUAUUUACAGAUGUUAUUAACAGAUGGGACAUUGCAGCCGCUGAACAACUGCCAGACUACAUGAGGAUCUGCUUCAUGGCUCUUGACAAUAUCACUGAUGAAAUUAGUCACAAGGUCUAUAAACAGCUCGGCUGGAAUCCUGUAGACUCUCUGCGAAAAACGUGGGCCAGUUUGUGCAAUGCAUUUCUAGUAGAAGCAAAAUGGUUUGGUUCUGGACAGUUGCCAAACGCCGAAGAAUACUUGAAGAAUGGAAUUAUUAGUUCAGGCGUUCACGUGGUUCUGGUGCACAUUUUCUUUCUACUGGGUCAUGGUGUUACCAAGGAAAAUGUGGAACUCAUUGACAAUCAUCCACCCAUAAUAUCUUCUACCGCUGCAAUUCUUCGUCUCUGGGAUGACUUGGGAAGUGCCAAGGAUGAGGAUCAGGAUGGGCAUGAUGGAUCGUACGUGGAAUGUUACAUGAAGGAAUAUAAAGGAUGUUCGGUAGAAAGUGUAAGAAAGAAGGUAAACGACAUGAUUUCAAAUGCAUGGAAACAGCUCAACCAAGAAUGCCUCUCGCCAACUCCAUUUUCAUCGACUUUCAACAAAGCUUGUCUUAAUCUUGCAAGAAUGGUUCCAUUAAUGUACGGUUAUGACGAUUGCCAAAACCUUCCACUUCUUGAAAGCCAUGUCAAGUCUAUCCUGCCGGACAAUUUCUCUUAAUUGUACUGUAAAACAGUAAUUCUGAAAAUAAUCAUGUAUUUGAUAAUUCCUCGUUAUAAUAGCAAUGUAAAGAGGAUAGGAAAAUAAAGAAGUUUCAGUAAGGGUGAAUUACAGUUUAAUAUCUUUAAUUUGUAAAAUAUUUUAAAUUAAGAUCUC
Molecule: messenger RNA, 1900 nt
Organism: Jatropha curcas
Lineage: Eukaryota; Viridiplantae; Streptophyta; Magnoliopsida; Malpighiales; Euphorbiaceae
Source: RefSeq, a predicted model, not a curated record